Molecule: messenger RNA, 2424 nt
Organism: Saprolegnia diclina VS20
Lineage: Eukaryota; Oomycota; Saprolegniomycetes; Saprolegniales; Saprolegniaceae
Exons: 4
Coding region: 58-1674 (538 amino acids)
Source: RefSeq, a predicted model, not a curated record
GCGCGCUGCCCAUAUCGGUCGAGGCCGGUGCAAAACCACGUUUGGCCAUUCGCCUAUAUGACUCCGAUCGGCGCCGUCGGCGACAGCAGCAGCCCCAACAUGGAGACGCGCAAGACGUAUCCGCUGCCCGACAACUUUUUCCAAAUUCCCGAGCUCUCGGAUAUGGAGAAGGCGCACUACCUCGAGGUCGGCACGACGGCGCUCAAGAGCUUUGUCAACAACGUGCUCGGGCCCGAGAACCCGACGCUCGUGUGGCGGCCAUUUGGCGAGUUUCAAGGGGUCAAGAUCGUCGAGGCCGACGUGCCUGGCUUCAAGGUCGACAAGAAUCUACUGCCGUACCGCAUGACGGCCAAGAUCCAAGGCACGAUCGACGAAGUCGCGAUGCUGCAUGCGUCCGACUCGCGCCAGCACUGCGCCGAGUACGUCGACCAGUACCGCGGCGACAUCCUCGACGUCAUUCCGCUCUACAGCCUCAUCGAGCGCUCGGACGCCAACCCGUACAAGCAGUGCUACAUCAAGUGGAGUGCCCACUUGAGCGCCGUCGUCGUCAUUCGCGACCGCGACUACCUCUUCGUCGAGAUGCAAGACCUGGUCGAUCUACCGUCCGGGCGCCGGGGCUGGGCCUUUUGCCGCGUCUCGAUCGAGCUCAUGAACGUGCCAAACCUCGAACGCACGUCGCUCAAGCUCGUGCGCGGCGUCCUGCACCAUUACGGUGCAAUUUUUAUGGAGGCCGCGGGCACGCCCGGGAAGCUCGACGUCAUUGCGCAGAUGGCCGUCGACUCGAAAGGCUCGAUCCCGCAGUGGGUGCGCAAGCUCGGCAUGAAGAACAACGUGCGCCAAAUCACCCUCGUCGAAGAUUACGUGCACAAGCUCCGCAUGAGCUCGCGCAUCUCGAAAGGGCAGUCGUUCCUCUCGACGUCGGGGUGCUCGGGGUCGGCGUCGACAACGACACCAGCUCCCGGUGCACACAAGCGCUGUGCGCUCUGCCACGCGCCGUCGUCCGCGCUCAAGCGCUACAAGCCAUGCGAAUCCUGUGGCGACCUGUGCUGUCCGCGCUGCAGCACCUCGUGGAACGUCAACGUCAAGGGCAAACCCCGCGUCCGCGUCUGCGCGGCGUGCGCGAACGACGCCCAGAGCCGCGAAAAGUGGGAGAUUCACGACGCGGACGAGACCGCCACCAACAGCUCGUCGCGCGAGACGCUCUUCCUCGAUGCGGUGACAAGCCAGCGGUCCUCCGCCUUCUCGUCCCAGCGGGCGAAUGGCCCGACGCUCUCGAGCCGUGGGAGCGCACAGGACGUCGCGUCGUCGAGCCGCAGCAGCCAAGAGCCCGAGCCGAGCUGCGAGCCGAUCCCAAAGCGCUGCGAGCCGAGCCAUGAGCCAUUGUCGAGCCGGGGCGGCGACGUGAACCUCGGCGUCGACUUGUCGUACUUGAGCAUCUACAAUAAAAAGCCGACGACCGAGCGGCGUCCGAGCUUGGCGGCCGCGAUGGACUCGGUCGUAUACGCGGGCGAGUACGAGUACGACGACAACGACGUGACGUGUUCGACGCUCGACUCGGUGCACGACCCGAUCCAAGAUUCAAAUCUGGAGGCAUUUCUGAACCAGAUCGGCCACGUGCAUGUCGCGGCGCAGCGAGAUUCGUUCGCAGACCGCCGGUCGUCCCUCGUGCGGUGAGCGGUUCGUAUCGUCGCCUGUCUCCGUCAUCGUCUCUCGCCUCAAUGUCGUCGUUCUCUGUCUUGGCACCACCAACGCCACCUCCCACACUACUCGCUAGUACUACUCCACUGCCUCACCAAGUGCAAUCUCAGAUAAGAACUUGCUUCAUAUUACGAGCGCUGGCAUGGACGGGGUUGGGAAGAUGUCGCGUGACGCGCCGCCUGUCAACGGUCGAGUCGAGCCUUUGGACGAGGAGUGCAUGCAAACUCACUAAGGCGGGAAUCCAGGACUGAUCAACCACCAUAGGAGUUCUCCUCCAACGCACGUCGUAUUGAACCGUGUGCAUCAUCACCCGAAGACGUGCGACGAGUCUGCCGGGGCAUGGCGAUGCUAAACCUGGGUACAAACGGCAGGCGGCCAUGGGUGCUGCCAUGUAAGACUAUCCAAAAGCUGCCAACGUGGACAAGGUGGCGCUAGAGGAAGUGGCGGGCGUUCGCUCUGCGAGCGGAUGAUGCAAAGCGUCGAAUGCAGUAUGCAGCAUCGUACACCGCAUCGCCAUCUUUAUGUCCCACCACCGAUGGGCUGUCGGUCCAAGAUCACGCUGCAAUGACACCUGCAGUCACGCCGAUGACGGUGGUCGCCUCUUGGCGCGACCAAACCUCGUUGCUAUCGCCGCCUCCACUCUUGGACGUGACGUGCUACGCAAGUCGAGUCGACGGUUGACCUCAUGUGGUGGCAGACAGGGACGGCGCGGUGCAGAGAUACGGG